AACAAUCAUUGUACAAACAGCUGCUGUCACUUCCGAGGAUUCCGAGCGAAGAAAACAACAGAUCCAACAACACAAAAACCACAAAAACGAUUCAAUCGAAAUACAAAACAGUGAAAAACCAUCAUAAUAGAAAUAAAAUUUAGUUAAAUCGACGAAAAAUCCUUCAUUCGCAGUGGUGAUUGCUAUUCUGUAGGAGGAGAACCAUCAGACUGGUGAUAUUUCCCAGUGUGAUGGCCCGCAGUGAAUGUUACCGAUGGCUACCAUUGGUAGUACUGGUCCUAGCUCUGCUCCGAACAUCUGCUGCACUUGCCACAUCGUCGACGACGACAGCCACUUCCGAUCCAGCAAUCCUACUCGUAGUGUCCUAUGACGCAUUCCGGACCGAGUACCUGAGGCGCAAUAGCACUUCCUUCAUGAACGAACUGCGUCGAAAUGGCACAACGACGGAAUAUCUGCGGAAUGUGUUCCCCACGAAGACGUUCCCCAACCAUCACAGCAUCGCCACGGGAGUGUACCCGAAUCAGCACGGGGUGAUGGCAAACGAAAUGUACGACCACGGUCGAGGGAAGCUCGAGUAUUCGUACGAAAUGUUUCACUACGAUGACGACAUCGUGCCAAUCUGGACACUUAACGAACUGAAUGGCGGUCAUUCCGGUUGUAUGAUGUGGCCGGGGUCAAACUUGCCGUACACCAAAGCCAGCGUGAAUUGUACGUUCGUAAAAGCGUAUAAUUUAUCGCUCCCGUGGAAUGAUCGGGUGGACACUGUUUUCCAAUGGAUUCGGGAUCCUCAGCAACCAGCUAACCUGGUUAUGAUGUACAUAGAGGAACCGGACUACUACGGUCACAUCUAUAGUCCGGAUUCGGAUCGGGUGGCACAGUUACUGGUCAAAUUGAACGAUCUAACCCGAUAUAUUUACGAAAAGGUACGCGAGUUCAAUCUGCUGGAUCGGAUGAAUGUGGUGCAUUUGAGUGACCACGGAAUGGACUCGUUGAUGCUGAAGAACUUUAUCAACCUGACCAACUUCGUGCCGACCGAUAUCAAGUACGAUCGGUAUGGAAAUACGCCGGUUUUGCAAAUUGUGCCCAAGGUGAAGCAACAAACGGCCGAUCUGUAUCGAGCGUUGAAAAACGCUUCCGAAAAGAAUGGAAACUUCGAUGUGUACACGUUGGAGAAUCUACCAAGCAGAUGGCAUUUCAACAAUUCGCAACGAACAGGACCCAUUACGGCGGUGGCCCGACUGGGAUAUGGGUUUGAGGAUAUGUGGGAGACGGUGGAGUACUACCGGAAGACGUACAAUGUGUCAGUAACCCCGGAGUCCAGAUACGGCGUCCAUGGCUACGACAACGACCUCCCGGUUAUGCAUCCGAUCUUUUUCGGUUACGGCCCUCGGAUACGGGAACGCACCACGGUGGAUCCGUUCGACACGGUCGAUCUCUACUAUCUGUUCUGCGAGAUUCUGAAGCUCAAUGCCCCGUCCUACUUGGCCGGUCAACGGCAGCAUAUUGCGGGCGUACUGCGCAAUGACUCCCGUGACGACGAUGGAAACGAUGACGGGUCCACGCGGGCCUCCACCCUCGUCGUCAUUUUCGCCGGUAGCUUAGUGGGGUCAUUUGCACUGGUGAGCCUGUUGGCAGGCUUUGUCCUGUGGCAGCGCCGCCGCCGGGAAAACAUGGUACCGCACUAUCUGUACGACGAAACGGAAUCGUUUUUGGAUGAGGGUAACAAGUUGCUACCAGCGGCCGCCCAUCAGCAGCAGCAGUCCCAGUACCAACACCCUCCCAGCAAUCAUCGCAGCCAUCAUCAUCACCAUCAGCUGCGGUCCAGUUCGUCCAUCAACGGGGAUGUAGUUUCGAUAGACGUUUGAGCACGGGACAGACCGCGGGAUGGUAUCGUUGUUCAUUCCUAGUGUUUUCUGUUGUGUUGUUUUCCUUUUAACAUGUAUGUGCGUCUCACGAAGUUUCCAUAUUCGCGCCCUGGUAGUUUUUUUUUUUCGAGCGCAAAGGUGGCUUGAAGAAGGAGAUGGUCUUAUGACCAAACGGUAAGUGUCACUAAUCGUACUUCCCAUAUAGGCACAAUCCUAUCUUACUCUACGUACCGAUACAUAUCAGCUGUAGCAAAAGCGUAGAUUUUAGUUCCCUCGUUCCUUUAUCAUUACCUGUUACCACAAUUGUUAAGAGAAUAUUUUAGCAUCCAGAACCUAUGAGAAUUCCGACAAUACUUGGCUCGGGGAGCGAUCCUGCAGGCACGUGAAUUGAAUUUUGUUUAUUGGAAAUUGUCUGAGAGGAAGCUCCCCGGCCUACCAAUCCUACCCUAGUGUUGUACAGUGUUUAGAAUAUUCCUUUCUGUCAAUUAGUAGCUCCUGUUUCAACUGACUAACAGCGAGAGUAUCUUUGUCCGAGGAUUAAUAUUGAAGAUUAGAAAGUAUCAUUUUGAAACGAUCAUAAUAACAAUACAUACAAUUCUUACAUCGAAAUAUGCCAAGAACACUUGGACCAUAGCUUAAGACAUACAUAAGCGGGAGUGGGUCAAGGGAAGACUGAACUGAAUAGAUGGAUUUUUGAAAAACAGUAUUCCAUAUCAAACCAAGCUGAUUUUACGUUGAGACUUUUAGAAGAAAUCUGGAUUAUUAUCAAAAACUAAGCACAAACAGAUAUAAUGUCCGAGAAUUUAUGAACGUACAUAGAACACAAAUCGUUAACGUUUUGAUAGUAGAUAUGCAGUUGGUAUCAAUGAUUCGAUUUGAUGAUAAAGUCACAGCAAAUAAUUUUGAAAAUUCAACGACGUGUAAAAUUGCCGCUAGUCCCAACAAACUAAUAAACACUUGAUGUUCAAUUAAAUUUGAUUGAAUUUUACAAGCAAGCACGGUUUAAGUUCAUUUCGAUUUGAAAGAAAGGUAAGAUCGAUUGAAUGUUACGUUUAUUUACAUGCUCCAAAUAUGUGCAUGAAAAUACAUUUAAAAUCACAACAUAUUUUUAUCUGAUUAUGAUUAUCAACAUAAUCAUGAUUGAUUAGGAUGUCAUCUUCAUUGUCAGUCAUUUUGUUCUGGUUUCAUCUCUCCUUAAUUGCAUAUUCAGAUUUCUCCAAAAAGUUUCAAAAACAGUGUAGGGACCCGAAAAUCAGUUUUAUCAGCAAUUAAAGAAGCAGAUUGAUUCUGUUUAGAUAACUAUGGAAACGAGACGUAGAGAAUUGAACAAAAGGAAAAAUGAACUUCAGAUCAGCCAUAAUAACAGUAAAUAUUUAAUAAUUUAACCAUUGUAUAUUUUAAUAUUAGUCGAUUAUCAAAUAGUUGGUAUGUAAAUAACGUAAAAAAAUAGAUGAAAUAUGGAACUCUAUACAGAUAUCUUUAUAUUGUCGAACCUAACAUGCGAAACAUUGUCGCAAGCCAGAACAAACUAUUCAUUCGUAUGUUAAUUGAUUUUCUACAAAAAGACAAAUACAAAACGAACAAGAUAAAGAAUCAAUUUAUCGAAAUGGUUUGUGAACUUGGAAUAGAUGACUUGGAAGCAGA
Armigeres subalbatus is the source of this 3509-nucleotide messenger RNA. Its product is annotated as bis(5'-adenosyl)-triphosphatase enpp4-like. NCBI's taxonomy places the organism in Eukaryota, Metazoa, Arthropoda, Insecta, Diptera, Culicidae. The record is from RefSeq and is a predicted model, not a curated record. The transcript has 5 exons. The coding region runs from base 231 to 1865 and encodes 544 amino acids.